UCACCUCCCUUGCCCUGCUGGCCACGCUUCUUUUGAUGCAGCCUAGGAUAUGUCUGACUUUCUGGACUGCGAGGGCACACUGCUGGCUCAUGUCCAGCUUUCCAGCCACCAGUACCCUCAGGUCCUUUUUGGCACAGCUGUACUCUAUCUUCAAAUGAGUCUUUUGUUGUCAGUUUAUCUGGUUUGUAUUCACAAAUGGAGGAAGUAUUCAGGUUAAAUAGUUCACUUAUGUUUAGUGGCUUCCCAAGUCUUGUGAUCAAGGGCUGACCCGAGUUCUUGGAGAAUCAGGACAGACUUUAGUGACCAUGUCUAUCUGCGAAUGCAGCCCCAUGGCAGCGUGAGAGCAAUACUGCAGGCUGUGUGGGGAACUCCUGAGCUUGAUUCAGGCUUUUUGUCUCCAGGAGCAUACAAAACCCUCCAUCUGGUUUAACUGAGAUUUCCAAGUGUGCUGACAAGUCAUGGCCCGAGUUAGCUGCAGUUCCUCACUCCUGACCAAAAAUACUCCAUAGAUGCUAGUGUUCUCUAAGCCUCUCUUUUAUAGUGAAUCAAUUAAGACACAUCCUGUGAAGCAAAAGGACCAAGAAGGCCAUAUGGGUCUGUCUCAGGUUUAGCACCCUAUACUUUGCCACUAUCUGAACUCAUUUAGCAUACAUCGCAGCCCCUAGUGCCUUCCUCCACACUCCAGGGCAUCAUCCUGUAAAAGGCUCAUCCUGUAAAGGCUCAUCCUGUAAAAUGACAGAAAAUUCACUUUUGGUAGGCUAAAGCACAAUCAGAUCUCAAAAAAGCAGAGAAGUUCUGGGUCAUGGGUGAUGUGCUACAGGGAGAGAGGGGUGGUCAACUUUGAUUUCUUUGGACAUGGUUGUUUUGCACUACUUGCUUUGGAUGCAUUUAGCAUUUCUAGGCAUUGAGUCCCACCACAGAGGCUUUAUAUGCAAUCUGUUGUGUGGUUGUACCCUGUGAUCACGUUACAAGCUCUGUUGUUUUCCAUGGUUCAUGCCUGGAGUCCUGCUACAGGCACAGGGACCCUCCCCACCUCUGCAGACAGUGUGGGGAGAUGAGGUGAUGCCACUGCCCCAAGUGUUAAAAUAAAGGAAUAAGGACUUGUGUAAUUCUGAAGCUUUGAAAUUUCUUUGGAAGCAACUGACUGCCUUGGAAAAGCUUAGCAGAUAUCCACAGGGUUAGUUCUCAGUUACUUGUCUUCCUAUGCAUCUUCGGUUUGCAGCCCACUGACCAUGAGUAAGCCCAAGCAGUCACUGAGCCUCUGCAGCACCCGUGUGUGUACAAUCCCAUUUGAGAGGUUUGGUCACCAGAGGGAGUCACAGACUCUGAGAAAUAAACAAAUAAAACAGUUUGUCUUUCCAUUGCAUAAGUGUGUCACAGCUACGUCAAUGGAAAGCCUCAAGAUUUCCUCUAAUUUCACUUUCAGUGUCCUUUAGAUCCUUAGCGAGUUUCCCGUAGCUGUGGGGGUUCCUGUUUCCAAGCUAUACAUGACAAGUGAGGACAGGAUCUCUUGUGCUGUCUUGGAGCUAAAUGAAGUCAUCUGGCUGGAGUCAAUCGGAUGCAAUGUCCCCCACCCCAUUCCUCUUCCCGUCAGCCCUCAGCACUGACCUGCAGACUUCCCUCCCACUCUGUCUGAUUUUCAGCACUCAUCUCACCCUGCAUUUAAUGAAUUAUGGAAAUGAGAAGGGAAAUACCAAUAAUGCAAAUCAUACACAUUUUUAGUGAGCUGAAUUAGCUCGGUGAGAAGUCUGAUGAAUAAACAGUUGAGCCAGCACAAGGGGAAGGUAGAGACCUAUGGUCAGAGUGAUGGGCCUCCCUUUUUAGAAAAGAACCUGACCGCCUUGUCCAGCUGUAGUGUGUAACUUCACCUACAGCCACUCUUCCCCGUGCCCUGCAGGAAACAUGUAGUGCUCCACAGUUUUUGCCAGGAGAAAGAGAAGUGUUUUGCUCACAAGUUCCUGUCUUUUUUCACUCAGCUCCAAGUUAGACAAUGGAGGUUCAGUCACCUUUCCUGGUGAAGUGGAAAGAAUCUCAAGAAUAAAUUGGAUUCUUUGCUCACUUUUCUGUUUUCUGCUUCUAAACAUCCAUUGACUUCACUAGAAAUAGCCCCUUAUUCUAUUGCAUUUCAUGAGUCAGAAUCAAACCCUUGUAGGGUCAAUGAAGUUCUGCUGGUUUGUAUUAUUUGGCAGUGUGGGAUUUUGUGCAUGAACAGGAUAUACAUUGUAUCCUUAAUGACACCAAAAUAAUUUGUAUUAUUUCUGAUUCUUCUUUCAUUUCAUUUGUCCCAGUUUAAGGAUCUAAGCCGGAUCCCCUGCCGUUAUGAUGUGAUCUCCAAGACCCAUGGUCUACAGCGGUCUGAGUGUGGAAUCAAACCUACACUGGAGCUGCUGGAUCAGGUCUGAUGAAUGCAGCAGAAUUCUGCUUACAGCUCUUGGACAUCUCGGUCAAGUGGAGCAUCCAGGACAUCUCUCCCCCCAAGUAUCUCCAUUACGACCCGGGGACAUCUCGUCAGGUGAUGUGCAACCAGUGCCCUCCUGGGAGCUACGUAAAGCAGCACUGUACGGCUGCCAGCCCGACCGUGUGUGCCCCAUGCCCAGAUCAGUACUACGCCGAAGACUGGAACAGCAACGAUGAAUGCCAGUACUGCAGUGCUGUUUGCAAAGAGCUCCAGUACGUCAAGCAGGAGUGCACAAGCACGCAGGACCGCAUCUGUGAGUGCGUUGAAGGCCGGUACCUGGAGCUGGAGUUUUGCUUGAAGCACACAGAGUGCCCUCCGGGGUUCGGCGUCACACAGCCAGGUACUCCUGAGAGUGACACUGUAUGUAAGAGAUGUCCAGAGGGAUUUUUCUCCAAUGAAACAUCAUCCAAAGCAGUCUGUCAAAAGCACACAAACUGUAGUGCUCUGGGUUUCAAAAUAGCAUUAAAAGGAAAUGCAGUUCGUGACAACAUCUGUCAGGAAAAUACAGAUACUUCUCCUCAGAAAUGUGGAAUAGAUGUAACCCUGUGUGAAGAGGCGAUGUUUAGGUUUGCUGUUCCUACUCAUCUCACACCUGACUGGCUGAACACGCUCGCAGACAGUUUGCCUGGGACAAAGCUCAGCACAGAAAAUAUCGAACGGAUUAAACAAAGGCACAGUUCACAAGAGCAGACCUUCCAGCUUUUGAAAUUAUGGAAGCAGCAAAACAAGGAACAGGAUACGGUCAAGAAGAUUAUUCAAGAUAUUGAUCUUUGUGAAAAUAGUGUCUUAAAGCAUCUUGGCCAACCAAAUCUCACCUUUGAACAUCUCAACACACUGAUGGCAAGUUUGCCAGGCAAGAAAGUGGGAAAGGAAGAUAUCGAGCGCACAAUGAAACUCUGUCAACACGCGGAACAAGUUCUAAAGCUUCUCAAUCUGUGGAGAAUAAAGAAUGGAGACCAAGACACCAUUAAAGGUUUAAUGUAUGGACUGAAGCACUUGAAAACAUACCACUUUCCAAAAAGAAUCAUCCAAAGUCUGAAGAAAGUCAUUAAAUUUCUUCACAGAUUUACAAUGUAUAGACUAUACCAGAAACUCUUUUUAGAAAUGGUAGGGAAUCAGCUUAAAUCCGUGAAAGUAAGAUGUGUCUAAUUCUAGAUAUUUUUCAUUCUCCACUGACACUUUUUCCCUAAUUACUGCCAGCAGUAAUUAAACUGGAACGUUGUUUCCCUACAUUAUCUCUUUCUAUUUAUAGAAAUGCCAGACUGGAAUAGCUCUAAGUCUUUUGCAGUGUUCUUGGAGGUUUUUUAUUGUGUUGUUUGUUUGUUCACUUGGUUGGUUUGUUGUUGUUGUUGUUGUUGUUCUUAAUCACUUUUGUAAAAGCUAUUAACCUGUUGAUAACACUAAGAGCCUGAUUCUGCAUUUUUGCACAUUCAGAGUUGAAAAGCCCCACUAUAGUCACUAGAGGAGAAAAGAAUGCUGGACCAGGCUCUAAUGCAGUAUUCGCUAUUUAUAUUCUUCGAGAUAUAAACGUUUUUGUUGUAUAUAUUUAUUAAGUUAAAUGGAAAUUGUAUGAGACUGAAUUUGGGGAAGAGAAAUGAAAAGCACACUGUAUAUUUUCUAGUUAAACAAAAAUGAUCCCGUAUAUUUUUCUGGCAAAAUUUUGUAGCAUGCUCUAAAAAAAAUCUUUAUUUCUUUACAUUUGGUAUUUAAAGAAGUAUUAUUACUUAGUUUUAUUUGUAUAACUUGUGUUAUCUUUGGGUAGGGAUGUUUUAAUUUAUCCAAUGAUUUUAACUCAAAUGUGGUGAAAAUAUAAGUGACCUGAAUAUUUAAAUAUUCUGUGAGGAAGUGAAUGUAUCGUAUUUAAGAAGCUGGAUUUUUACAUAGAGUUUCAUAAUCUUAUUUUAUAAAACAAUUAAAUUUUUCAGAUUACUUUUU
Molecule: messenger RNA, 4393 nt
Organism: Numida meleagris (helmeted guineafowl)
Lineage: Eukaryota; Metazoa; Chordata; Aves; Galliformes; Numididae
Gene: TNFRSF11B
Product: TNF receptor superfamily member 11b
Exons: 6
Coding region: 2402-3607 (401 amino acids)
Biological process (GO): signal transduction
Molecular function (GO): protein binding
Source: RefSeq, a predicted model, not a curated record